CGAUACUAUUCAAAGAUUGGAAUCAUAAAGCAUCACCUGAAGCGAACUCAGCAAAAGUAAAUAAACGGGCGGGAUAAACCUCUUCAAGCCACGAGACCGUGCAGAUCGACAGAUAACGAGCUGAACGGAGCUCAUGUCUCAGUUUGAAUCACGUAUGAUGAGAAUAUGCAAUUUAACAAAAGCACCUUCGUGCAGGUGAGACAAGCAGAUAAGCUGCACAUUCCCCUCGUCCCAUGUUGAUAAGUUAGACCCCCAACAUGCGAUUGCGACAGGAGCAUUAUCAAGCUGAAAUUGACAGGCGUGACAGAGCUGCAGCUGGAAGUCUGUUAAGGGUAUGAAUAUGUGACAAGUUCACGAGGCUGAUCUCCACUGCAUAAACCUGAGCAGGGAGCCCUUGAUCAAAGUAAUAUCCCUGGGCUGAAGCUUCAGUGUUGAUGUCGUGCAACAGGGACUCGAGAGACUCGGCAAUUGCCAACAAACAUGUUUUGUUCUUCUUCCUCUUCCUCUUCUUGUUGUUUCCCUUUGUUACCCUGCUUCGGGACGUCGCACACAGCACUCGAAGUGAUCGUGUUAGGUGAAACGGGGGGGUUCUUUAUUCGCAUCUCCGAGCCAAAGGAGGUUGAAACACAUAACACAAAGAUCUUCGUCAAUCCGCAGUGGCCAGUGGUCACGCGUGCGUCACAAUUUGCAUUCGCAUCAAAGCACUCGACACUUGUAAAGCAGAUCCCCUUGUUAAGCGAGAGCUUUGAAUAUAGGGGACCAAGGGCAUGGACCAGAGAGAGCUACUUGCAACAAGCCCCCGACGCCUUCCGGAUCACCAGAUGGAUAGGCUCUUAAUGCGCUGCAACUUGCAAGGCGAGGCAAUCAGGACCAGGCGGGAACAGAACGAGUCCAAUCGGACAUGUCACGAUCUGAUAUACGACACCACCAGUGAAGCGAAGUCAAAGGACAAGCAUACCCUUACAACAAAGCAACGCACGCACGGAGAACAAUCGGAUCUGACGAGCAGAUCGUCGUCCCAUUCUCUGACCCCUAUUCCCUUACUUUUUUUUGUCACCUCUUUCUUUGGUUCUUGUCUUUAUGCAAACACUUGGUGCCGGGUGGCCCAAUCCUCGUGUCGCCAUCAAUUAUCGCAUUCGUCCUCUGCUACUAGCUGGUGUAAGUUAACGUCAAUAACAAAGGGUCCUUGUUUGCGCCAUUCAGCACGGUUCUCGCGCAGUCCCUCGAGGUCAAGUAUUUGUUAUGGCUAAAGGACUGGCUGACAGGCCUUUGUCCCAAAUUUCCAAGCCAAAGACCAGAAAAUUUGCCCCUGAGUUAGAAGGUUUCAUAUUUGCAACUGAGGGAUACUCUGGAUGGUUCUUAUACGGGAUAAGGCUGUCAUUGAAGGAAUGGCGUUGAUGAAUCAGGUAUCCGCCUGAUAAAGAGCUACUUUACCCUAUGACGUCUAUAUGUGUGGUUGAAAGUAUCUGGGUAUUGAUGACUAACAGUGGACCCUCCCUGCGCGCGGGCUCCCGUAUCUUUGGGAUGAUGACGCUAAAAGGCCCUGAAGAGUUCCAGUAUCGCCGUUGCACCUGCCAUCCAUGGAUCGACGGACGCUCCAGAGUCCAGGCCUUGCCUCAUUUCCAUUCCAUAUUACGGCUUCUUGUGUCUGACAUUGAUUUUGCGUUAUCAUAUCACUCACUUGGUGUCACUUAUCAACAACUGUAAUCUAAUCAUCGAUUCGACUCGACUCCAAUUUCGGAUUCUUCUUGGUAAGGUAGGUAUCUUGGAUUUGCAUCAAGAAGUCGGUAAACGAUACCGACCAGCCAGCGCACAGCAUCGCGACCUACCUAAUCACUAACAGGUUUGAAAUUUCCGUUGACCGUAGCCUCCUCAGUCACUCCCAGGCUCUCCACCUCCACCCAUUCGCUGGCCUAGAUCCAGAACCCAAACCAAACCAAAGCGCACCUCAACGCAACUCCAUACCAAUCCGCUACCUAGACCUACCGAAAGCCGCAUCCACCGCAAUCUUGACUUGUCUUCAACCACCUCAAUCCGCCAUCAAACAGUACAACCCAACAUAUUCGCCUUCCCUCGACUUAUCAUCCUUAUUUCGACCUAUUCUCCCCGACACCUAUUUGGACUCGACUUUCUCCGCUCCGCAACCCCCCGCUCUCUUACCGUAGUCGCGCGCAUCCGCCCGCCAAUAGAGCUUUACCACUCGACCGCUUGCAUUUCACUUCAACAUAGACGAGCUCCUGCCGAGGAGCUUUCGUGAGGAACAAUGGCUGUUGUCGCAACUAUUAAGUGCGUCGUCGUUGGUGACGGUGCUGUUGGAAAGACCUGUCUUCUCAUCAGCUACACAACAAACAAGUUUCCCUCCGAAUAUGUCCCUACAGUCUUCGACAACUACGCAGUUACGGUUAUGAUAGGAGAUGAGCCGUACACUCUCGGUUUGUUCGAUACCGCUGGUCAAGAAGAUUAUGACAGACUGCGACCUCUUUCAUAUCCCCAGACCGAUGUCUUCCUCGUCUGCUUUUCCGUCACCUCGCCUGCUUCCUUCGAAAACGUCCGCGAGAAGUGGUUCCCCGAGGUCCGCCACCACUGCCCUGGCGUUCCCUGUUUGAUUGUUGGUACCCAGGUGGAUUUGAGGGACGACCCUAGUGUUCGAGAGAAGCUGUCAAAGCAAAAGAUGCAACCAGUACGACGAGAGGAUGGUGAACGAAUGGCGAAGGACCUGGGUGCUGUCAAGUACGUUGAAUGCAGUGCUCUCACCCAGUAUAAGCUUAAGGAUGUAUUUGACGAGGCUAUCGUUGCAGCACUUGAGCCCCCUGCUCCUAAAAAGAAGUCACACAAGUGCCUUGUCCUAUAAACGGAAAUGGGAUAGCCGCAGCCGAGCUAUGACACCACCUUCUCCUACUUCCCCUGGGAAUUUUUGGUUGAGUUAGGAACAUGCCCAGUAGACAUGCACGAAUAGAGUUCUUUGGCGAAGGCACGGCAAGACGACAUUGGGAUGACCUGCGCUGGUGGAACGGAACGUUAUGGGUUUCAAAGAGAGUGUUCGUUCUUUGCAUGAGGUGAACUAAGAGACGGAACAAAACUCGGGGAGCAGGCGUCCUGUUCCGCAACGAGAAGAGGAAGAAGGUUUUGAAGGGGUGGCACCGAUCGAGAGCUGCCGGGAGCCGCUGCGCGUAGCCCCCAGCCGGAACUUCCACCGAAAAGCCUCUUCUAUCCCAGUGGUCUCCCCGAGUUUCUUUAGGCUGGGAUCCAAUGCAUCUUGUUCUCUGGCCCUCGCGAGAUGGAUCAAGUGGCAAGAGAAAGGACUGGUAGCGGACGAAGACAACGAUUCACACAUCUAGGCGGGAAUGCUUUGAUAGGAAAGUUUGGCGAUUGGGGUGAUUUACAUCAAUGUCUUGUCUUGAUUCAUACUAAGUUAUAGAAAAUUUUGUAUUUCAUGUUUCAACCUUUCAAUGGAUCAUGUUGACUAGCACCGGUGAACUUGCACUGAGAUAUGUUUCGGCGGAUGAAGAAGCAUAGUGGCAUGAAGUAUGGUCUUCGCUUUCAACUCGUCCAGCAAGUAUGUUAGAUCUUGCGGGGUUUCAAAGCUACCUGGUAAAGCUCUUCAUACGUACUUGACCUGGGGAAAUGCACUUGGCAGGCAAACCCUUGCUUGCCAGCUCGGUAGAUGGAUCGGGCCCGGACUGUCCUUGGGACCGGCUAACUGCCGGUGUAUAUUGUAGAUCAAGUGUAGUUAUCAACAUAGUAGUUGAUGUUGAAAGGGACAUAUUACUUGUCUGGGAUGAUGUCCUGUUUGAGACAAAGACAGACUGUUCUCCUCGAG
This is a messenger RNA of Fusarium odoratissimum NRRL 54006, 3820 nucleotides long. RefSeq names its product cell division control protein 42. Gene Ontology annotation, molecular function: GTP binding; GTPase activity. NCBI's taxonomy places the organism in Eukaryota, Fungi, Ascomycota, Sordariomycetes, Hypocreales, Nectriaceae. The coding region runs from base 2264 to 2851 and encodes 195 amino acids. The transcript is spliced from 6 exons. Gene Ontology annotation, biological process: small GTPase-mediated signal transduction. The record is from RefSeq and is a predicted model, not a curated record.